AUGAAUCAUGACCUGGACACACGCAACAAAGGAAUGAAUCAUGACCUGGACACACACAACAAAGGACUGAAUCAUGAUCUGGACACAUGCAACAAAGGAAUGAAUCAUGACCUGGACACAUGCAACAAAGUAAUUAAUCAUGACCUGGAUACACGCAACAAAGGAAUAAGUCACGAUCUGGACACAUGCAACAAAGGAAUGAAUCACGAUCUGGACACAUGCAACAAAGGAAUGAAUCAUGACCUGGACACAUGCAACAAAGGAAUGAAUCAUGACCUGGGCACAUGCAUCAAAGGAAUGAAUCAUGACCUGGACACAUGCAACAAAGGAAUGAAUCACGAUCUGGACACAUGCAACAAGGUUAUGAAUCAUGACCUGGACAAAUGCAACAAAGGAAUGAAUCAUGACCUGGACACAUGCAACAAAGUAAUGAAUCAUGACCUGGACACAUUCAUCAAAGGAAUGAAUCAUGACCUGGACACAUGCAACAAAGGAAUGAAUCACGAUCUGGACACAUGCAACAAAGGAAUGAAUCACGAUCUGGACACAUGCAACAAAGGAAUGAAUCAUGACCUGGACACAUGCAAAAAAGGAAUGAAUCAUGACCUGGACACAUGCAUCAAAGGAAUGUAUCAUGACCUGGACACAUGCAACAAAGGAAUGAAUCACGAUCUGGUCACAUGCAACAAAGGAAUGAAUCAUGACCUGGACACAUGCAACAAAGUAGUGAAUCAUGACCUGGACACAUGCAACAAAGGAUUGAAUCAUGACCUGGACACGUGCAACAAAGGAGUGAAUCAUGACCUGGACACAUGCAACAAAGGAAUAAAUCAUGACUUGGACACAUGCAAUAAAGGAAUGAAUCAUGGCCUGGACACAUGCAAUAUAGAAAUAAAUGACAUUAUUAAGGUUCGGUAUAAUGAUAAAUUAUCAAAUAUUAGAAUUAUAAGAAUACAUCCCAGAUAA
Messenger RNA from Haliotis rufescens (red abalone), 966 nucleotides. RefSeq lists its product as uncharacterized. The record is from RefSeq and is a predicted model, not a curated record. Bases 1 to 966 code for a protein of 321 amino acids. Gene Ontology annotation, cellular component: plasma membrane. NCBI's taxonomy places the organism in Eukaryota, Metazoa, Mollusca, Gastropoda, Lepetellida, Haliotidae. The transcript has a single exon.